This is a messenger RNA of Paralichthys olivaceus (Japanese flounder), 657 nucleotides long. RefSeq names its product transcription and mRNA export factor ENY2-2-like. NCBI's taxonomy places the organism in Eukaryota, Metazoa, Chordata, Actinopteri, Pleuronectiformes, Paralichthyidae. Gene Ontology annotation, cellular component: SAGA complex; DUBm complex; nuclear pore. The record is from RefSeq and is a predicted model, not a curated record. Gene Ontology annotation, biological process: positive regulation of DNA-templated transcription; poly(A)+ mRNA export from nucleus; regulation of transcription by RNA polymerase II. Gene Ontology annotation, molecular function: chromatin binding; transcription coactivator activity.
UCGACGCGCGAUUGUUUUCACACGGUCCGCUCGCGCGAAUGGACAGUGUGUCCCCCAGCUGAUCCAUCCCGACUAGUGAAGGCGGCGUCUCUCUGACUGUUCCCUGGACGAAACAACAGUUCCCUGGGUUUUUUCUUCGGCUCGUCGCAGCUGAACCGACACCGGCCGCCAUUUGUGUUUGAACGGACCAUGAGCAAAGACUCACAGAUGAGGGCUGCGAUCAACCAGAAGCUGAUAGAGAUGGGGGAGCGGGAGCGGUUGAAAGAGUUGCUCAGGGCCAAGCUGGUGGAGUGUGGAUGGAAGGAUCAGCUGAAGGCUCAAUGCAAAGAUGUGAUCAGAGAAAAGGGCCUGGAGCAUGUGACAGUGGAGGACCUGGUCACAGAAGUCACACCAAAAGGAAGAGCUCUUGUACCGGACAGCGUGAAGAAAGAGCUCCUGCAGAGAAUCCGAGCUUUUCUGGCUCAACACGCAACCUUGUGAAUGAGACGACGAGACAUUUUUUUACUCACUGUAAAUCCACAAGUCAGACUGUUUGUUCUCAUUGUGAGCAUUGCUGAGGUGUUGUUUUUAUUUUGUAUUGUGUGUUUUCAUAUUGAUUUUAGUUUGUUAUGCAGCAGUUUUGGAAAAAUGAAAAUAAAGUCAUGCCUAUUUUAGUCA